Molecule: messenger RNA, 2286 nt
Organism: Oryza sativa Japonica Group (Japanese rice)
Lineage: Eukaryota; Viridiplantae; Streptophyta; Magnoliopsida; Poales; Poaceae
Source: RefSeq, a predicted model, not a curated record
CAAGUCAUAGUUUGGUCAGGAUGUUAUAUACAACCCCUCCAAAUACCUGACGUGCCUAUCGUCUAACUUACCUUUAACAAUUUCUUUACUGAUUGGUUUGUUUUAUGCGCACAUUGUUACCAAUCACGACGACACCACCGUGAAAGGCAUGAACACGGUCAAAACUCUACCGGACACACCGUCGAAAAUUUACAUUCACUUCAGAGACGUGGUCUACAGGUUGCGCGGAUCAACAGGGUAAAGAAACGUCCAAGAACAACCCAUAAUAUCUCGAUCCAAGCUACGGCUUAUCGGAGGACGAUGUAUGCCAUAUGGAAGAAGCAAGAAGUAACUUCCAUAUACCAUUGGAAAAAGUACAAAUUACCCUCUAAAACUAUCGCAGUCGUCCGAAUUACCCCCUGAACCAUAAAACCGGACAUUCUUCACCCCCAACUAUGCAAACCGGACGAAUUACCCCCCUCGACCUAAUCCGCGGUGGUUUUGGUCUACGUGACGUACACGUGGCAUCCCAAUUAGCGUUUUUUAAUAAAAAAAAAUAGUGGGACCCGCUUGUCAUACUCUCCCACCUCUCUCUUCUCCACUUUUCUCUCAAUCUCUCUCUCUCUUCCCCCUCUUCCUCUCAAUCUCUCUCUGUCUGCCCUCUGCAGGCGUGCACGAGGGCGAGCGGCAAACGGCGGCGUCGCGGCUACGGCUGAGCGGAGGCUACUACGGCGGCAGCUGCGGGCGCGGCGCACGGGGCGGGCGGCGGACACCGGCGUCGCGGCGAUGGCCGAGCGGAGGCGUCGCGGCGACUCUUGGGCACAAUGGCACACGGCGGCAUGGGGACGGACGGUGGACGGCGGCGCGCGGGGGUGCGCUGGCGGGCGGAGGCGUCGUCGAGGUGGGGGCUUGGCGGAGAGACGGGAAGCACGAUUUUUCCCCUACCGGACGCUCGACGAACAACGGCGACGAGGUAGUCGAGCAGGGCAGCAGCAGCCACACCGGCACGCGCAGCCCGCUGAACCGCUCCUGGCAGAGCAGCAAGCAGAGGACGGCACAGCCGGAGCACAGCGUCCGGUCCGCGCCCGCAGCCGCCGCCGCAGUCGAUGCCGUGGUGAACUCGAGCGCCGCCGUAUUCCGCUACGCGACCCACGUCUCGCCGUCGGAGUUGAAGAUGCCGUCGCCGAGCAGGUCACGGAAGACGGUGUGCCAGAAGGGGGGUGGCCGCCGCCGCUCGCCGUCAACCGAAGCAACCCAGCCGCGCCCGCCGUCAACCUAAGCAACCCUGGGGAAGUGAGGAAGAGGGGUGGCCGCAGCCGCUCGCCUGCGCCGCCCUGCCCCGCCGCUUGCCUCCCCGCGUUCCCUGCCUCCGCCGUCGCCUCGCCUUGCCUCGCCGCCUCCGCUCUCCUCCCCGCGCUCGCUGCCUCCGCCGCCGCACUCGCUACCUCCGCCGUUGCCGGGAGGAGAGAGUGUGUGUGAGAGAUAGAAGAGAUAGAAGAGAGAGAGAGUAUGACAUCUGGUCCCACAUUUUUUAAUAAACAGAACGCUGACUGGACUGCCACGUGUAUGCCACGUAAUUUAAAACCACCGCGGAUUGGAUCGAGGGGGGUAAUUCGUCCGGUUUGCAUAGUUGGGGAUGAAGAAUAUCCGGUUUUAUAGUUUAGGGAGUAAUUCGGACGACCACGAUAGUUCGGGAGGCUAAUUCGUACUUUUUCCUUAUACUAUUCGAUUUGACACCAUCAAAUUCCAGGUGCGCGAUGCCAUAUGGAACAUGCCAAUCCCGCCCAACACCCUGCUGCGCGGUUGCCGGCCGGAGGACGACGCCCUUCUCUGUGAUCCGGCAGUUCGGCUACCUCCAACUAGCGAAAGCGCGGUGACGCGUCGAGGAACACGACACGGGCGGGGGCUAGCUGCUGCUACCUGCGCGCGAAGCUCCGAAGACGCAGCCAUGCUGAUCACUCCACUUAAAAAAAUGCCGUAGCCGACGACCCGACGUGCUGAUCAGGAAAGGUUUCGCGCAAGUUCAGAGAACCAAGGUGGUGGCGAUAUGCAGAUCGGGUCAAUUCAUACAAUUCGCUUCACGUGCGCGUUCCUUUCAUCAAUCCGCGAUUACCUUUUGCCUCAUCUUUCCAUCACCCGGUGGCAGCCGACUAGCAGAAACCUUUUGGGUGGGUUUGGUCUGGGGUGUGUUGGGUACUUGAGUUACUGCAGCUCGCACGGCUUAGUACGAGCACUUUGCGUGCGCCUAAACCAUGUUUUAUUGUAUUUGACCUGACAUUCCUGGUCAAUUUAAACAGGCCAGCAGCA